AUGGGCCUGCGUCUCAAUGGCUCGCUGCCUCGUCGUCUGGCUUCCUGGACAUGCGCCGCUGCCGUUUCGCGCCCACGCACGGUGCGAACGCGCCCCGUCGCGUCGACCUUCGGUGCUGCUCUGCCCUUGACUGUGUCCAGCGUCUUUGCCCGCGGCAAGAAGACGACAACAUUGGACGCCAAGGAUCUGCCGCAGGGCCUCAUCGGUGGCGCGCCGCUCGAGGAUCCAGACGAAGAUGCAGGCCCUGCAUAUCCAACCGUCUUGCAGCAAGUCCGGAACAACAUGCGCAAGUUCGACCACUGUGUUCUGCUGACCCGCAUCGGCAACUUCUACGAGCUGUACUUCGAGCAUGCUGAAGAAUAUGGGCCCCUCUUGAAUCUCAAGGUCUCGCAACGAAAGAGCAGACCAGGACUUGGUCCUGUUGCUAUGGCCGGAUUCCCCUACUUCCAGCUCGACCGGUUUCUGAAGAUCCUGGUCCAGGACCUCAACAAGUAUGUGGCCAUCAGCGAGGAAAUCCGAAAUGAUGCCUCUGCCAAGGUCAAGUCGGGCGGCCUGCUGUUUGACCGCAAGGUCUCUCGCAUCAUCACCCCCGGAACUCUGAUAGACGAAAAAUUCAUCGAUCCUUGGGAGAACAACUACUGCCUGAGCGUGCACGUCGAGCCCGAGGCCUCCGACGUUGGCCUUGCCUGGCUCGACAUCUCAAGCGGCGAAUUCUUCACGCAGAGCACAACAGUCGCCGGCCUUUCUUCAGCCCUGGCCCUCAUCGGACCUCGCGAGGUUGUCGUCGACAGCGCACCGCAUACGACGCUCGUCGGCAUCUUGGAGCAAGACCGCCACGUCAUCACCUUCCAUCAACGCGAGCCAGGCAGCAAAGUCCCGGAUGAUUAUGCUCGCCUGGUCGAGGAGGCUGUGCCUGGGUGUAACACCUCAGCCUUCCCGGCCCUCGAGUUGGCCGCUGCAGCGUCUCUCCUCGACUAUGUACGCACUCAACUCCAGGGUUCGAGUGUUGCCUUGCAGCCGCCAGUACGCCGCGAGGCAGAUGAGUUCAUGGCCAUCGACAAGAACACGCUGAGGGCACUAGAGCUGCGCGCCACCUUGAGAGAGGGAAAGCUCGAGGGCAGCCUACUGCACUCGGUCCGGAAGACUGUCACGAAAAGUGGCACAAGGUUGCUGACGCAGAGACUCACAUCUCCUUCCAUGUCGCUUGACAUCAUAAACGAACGACUGGACCUCGUCACGGCGCUGAUCGAAAAUCUGGCAUUGCGUGAAAACCUGGUUGCGCUUCUGCGUCGGUCUUUCGACACGUGGCGCCUGGUCCAGAAGUUUUCGAUAGGUCGAGGCGAUGCAGAUGAUCUUCUGGAGCUGUCGAAGACAAUUCAAAUUACCAAGGACGUUGCACAACUUCUCCAAAAUGAGACACCCGGUGGAGGGUCUUUCGACGGACUGGUCCGCCGGCUCUCAUUGGACGGCCCCGGCCGUCUCGCCAAACGUAUUCUGGAUGCCAUCGACGAGGAGGGUCUCUCGGAGCAGCACCGCAUGGAAGAUGACGAGGCGGCAGCAAUGGCCGGCCUCGCCGUCGAGGUGCUCGCGCUGGAGGGCGAAGAAGUCAAGUCGGGGAGCAUUGCGAAGCGGGCAAAGGCUAAACAAAGCAGCAAGCCCGGCCCAAGCAAGGCCGUUGAUACGGGUAUGCCUGACGUUUGGAUCAUGCGCCGAAGUGCGAGUACAACAUUGACGAGACUGCAUGAAGAAGUGGAAAAACUAGCUCGAGAGAAGGAUGGUCUUAGCGUCCGCCUGCGAGAGGCAACAGGAGCUCCGGGGCUGACCUUGCGGUGGACGCCCGGGCUGGGACACAUUGUUCACAUCAAGGGCAAGACCGGGAGCAUGGCCAAUCUGGAGUCGGCACGGAGUGUCAGCUCGAGCAGAUCUACCCGUUCGUACCACGUCCCCGAGUGGACUCACCUUGGAAACCAUAUGGACGACGCGAGGCUGCGCAUACGCUCAGAAGAGCAGCGCGUGUUUGGCCAGCUUAGGGCGGAGGUUGUCCGGAACCUGGUCAAUCUGCGGCGCAACGCGGCAGUUCUCGACGAGCUGGACGUGGCGUGCUCCUUCGCUACGCUGGCCGAGGAAAGAGGGCUGAUUCGCCCCAAGCUGAACCACGGGACGGCCCAUAAGAUCGUCGGCGGCAGGCAUCCGGUCGUUGAAUCCGGCCUGCUGGAGCAGGGCAGAAACUUCACCUCUAACAACUGCAACGUUGGCGACGACGAGCGGAUCCUGCUCAUCACUGGGCAAACAGGGUCCUUUGUGCCUGCAGUAUACGCGGAGAUCGGCCUUGUCGACAAGGUCUUCAGCAGAGUCGGAUCUGCAGAUAAUCUUUACCAAGAUCAGUCAACCUUCAUGGUGGAGAUGCUCGAGACUGCCGAGAUCCUAAAGCAGGCGACCCCCCGGUCAUUCGUCAUCAUGGACGAGGUUGGACGAGGCACAACGCCCGAGGAUGGCAUCGCGGUCGGCUAUGCAUGCUUGCACCACCUCUACCACGUAAAUCGUUGCAGAGCGCUUUUCGCGACGCACUUUCACACGCUCGCCGACAUGACUGCCGGAUUCGAGAAACUGGGCUGUUAUUGCACCGAUGUCGAGGAAGGGGCGGACGGCACUUUCGCGUACGUGCACCGGCUUCGAAAGGGGAUCAACCGGAGAUCCCAUGCGCUCAAGGUGGCGCGGGUUGCUGGACUGCCGGACGAGGCCAUCAAGGAGGCCGAGCGGGUACUGGAAGAGUUGAACAUGUCGCCCUCCAGGUCGCACAACGAGUUGUAG
Molecule: messenger RNA, 2811 nt
Organism: Lasiodiplodia theobromae
Lineage: Eukaryota; Fungi; Ascomycota; Dothideomycetes; Botryosphaeriales; Botryosphaeriaceae
Exons: 11
Coding region: 1-2811 (936 amino acids)
Biological process (GO): mismatch repair
Cellular component (GO): nucleus
Molecular function (GO): ATP-dependent DNA damage sensor activity; mismatched DNA binding; ATP binding
Source: RefSeq, a predicted model, not a curated record